UAAAAGUCACUAAGAAAUAUAUUAUAAUUUUAUGUUCAUAAAAUAAUUAAUGCAUUUUAAAUAAAAUGUCCAUUUACCGCCAUUUUAAUCAGAACACUCAAUUACACUCGCUCGCAAUCGGGUGUAAUAAAAUAGGGAAAAGUGCACGGGCUUCUAGGGAGUUAGGUGUACCCUAUUGCGUCACUUCUGGUAACGAGAACGCCGUAGUGUACACUUUUGUACAAAGUGUAGAAAGUGUAGCUAGCGAGAACAAACCUAUUAAGUGUGACAAAAUAAACGUAUAAAUAACAAUAUGCUGACUCGCCAAAGAUUUAAUGCAACAAAACUCCUCGAGGUUGAAAAAAAUACAUCAGGAGAAAAUUCUUCAUCAAAUGAUGAAAAAGAUCACUUGAAUUAUUCCGAACAUGACACGAAAUCUAGUUUCUCAGACUAUUCAGGAAAUUCUGAGACCUUGGACGAUGAUGAUUGGGUUCCUGAUAACAGUAGCGCGAAACACAAAAAGCAACUUGCACCAAACAAAGGUGCUUCUAAAUUAACGCAAAAUAAUGUCCUUGUUAAAAAAAAUCAAAAAAAUUGGAUAAUUCGAAGCGAGCUACUUCCAAUUGCGAUACUUCGUCUAAUGCAUCGAAAAAUCCAGCUGUUGAGGCGUUUUACUUAGGUAAAGAUAACGAAACUAAAUGGAAUAAAGAACCUCCUUCAAAAAAUCAAAGGACUAGAGCAAAAAACAUUGUUAAUUUCUCUGCUGGAGUAAAAGGUGAUGCUCAGAACUGUACGACACCAAUUGAAAUAUAGAAUUUAUUUUUUACCGAAGAAAUAAUGAACGAAAUUGUAAUGUGUACAAAUAUUCGAUUGCGUCAUAUGCGAAAUAAUAAACAAACCGGAAAAGUAAAUGAGAAUACAAAGCUACAAUUGAACUCAGCGCUAUUUGGAAUAUUGUAUAUGGCUGGUGUCCUUCAAAUGUCCCAUGUAAAUACUGAAGAACUUUGGACUAUUGAUAAUACAGCACCACAAUUUUUUCGAUUAGUUAUGAGCAAAAAUCGAUUUGCUGUUUUACUGCAGGCUCUACGUUUUGACGACAAUAUUGAAACGAGGGAAGAGAGACGUGCUCUUGACAAACUGGCACCUAUCCGGAAAAUAUUCGAGGAUUUCAAUAAACGAUUACCUGAAUUAUACACACCUGGAGAAACCUGUACUAUCGAUGAAAUGUUACAAUCUUUUAGAGGCAGGUGCCCGUUCAGACAGUAUAUCCCCAGCAAACAGGCAAAAUAUGGAAUCAAAAUAUUUAAUCUUGCCGAUGCUGAUACAUUUUAUACUAUAAAAUUGGAAGUAUAUCUCGGAGUACAACCUAAUGGGCCAUUCUACGUUGAUAAUAAGCCGAGUAAUGUAGUCAAAAGGUUGGUUAUCCCGAUUGCAAACUCAAAUAGAAAUGUAACAUUCGAUAACUGGUUUACAUCUUUUCCACUAAUUGAAGAGCUUCUUUAUGAUUAUAAUUUGACUAUCGUGGGUACUGUGAAAAGAAACAAACGAGAGCUUCCACCGAUUUUCGUGCAAACUAAAAAGAGGGCUAUUAAAUCAACUCUCUUUGGUUUUUGAAAAAAUACUGUACUUGUCUCCUACGUUCCAAAAAGAAACAAAUCAGUCGUUUUAGUUUCCACUUUGCACGACACGGGUGAAAUUGAUACUUCAUCUGGAGAAAAAUUGCUACCAGAAAUAAUUUCUUUUUACAAUUCAAUAAAGGGUGGUGUUGAUGUGGUCGACAAACUUUCAGCUCAGUAUAGUGUUGCUCGAGAUACUAAUAGAUGGCCACUUGUAUUAUUUUUUUCCCUUCUAAAUGUUGCAGGAAUCAACAGCUUUGUUAUUCAUUCUCUGAAUUCCGCAGAAGAAAUGAAGAGGAGAAUAUUUUUGAAAAAUUUGGCCCAUGAAUUGGUUAAACCACAAAUAGUACAAAGGUUGUCAAUUAGAGCACUUCCACUUAAUCUAAGACAGGACAUGUUACAGUACCUGGGAGUAGAAGAUGAUACAAAUAACAACAAUUCAUCUAAAUGCAUUUACUGUCCUAAAAAGAAAAAUCGAUUCUCUAAAAGUAGCUGCAUUGGAUGUUCUUCAAAAAUUUGAACAUACUAUUAAACAUACUAUUAAAGUAUGUCACAAAUGUUUUAAAAAAUUUUCAAUUUUUGAGUAGAUUUUAUUAUGAUGAAAAAGUUUUAAGUUGUUUUAAAGUUUUAAAUUUAUGAAACAGAAAUUAAAUAUCAUUAAAUGAUAACUAAAAGUUAAAUUUCAUUGAAACUUUUAAAUUAAUUUGUAAUAAAACGAUGACUAAAGGUGCGUUAUGUAUUAAAAAUACUUGAUAAAUGUGAUACAUAUAAGUUAAUGAUUUUUGGAUAUUUAUACACGGAAAAAAUUAGUCGCUGAAGUUUUCAGCUACUAAUUGAAGACUCUCGGAUAUGGAAAAAAACUUUACGGACUUUUUGAAAUACUCUUCGCUUUUAGCAAAAAUUCUCUGAAAAAAGUUGAGGACUUUUUAUAAACCUAGUAGCGGAAAAUAGUCGUAGAAUUAUUGUAACACUUGGAUAGAAAUUUUCGUCGACGAGUCGCGGAAAAUGAUGCGCAGAAAAGAUGCGCAAACUCUCAGGCGGUAAACGUCACGUGAAAUAAUUUUGACUGACUUUGUUUACGUAUUUUUUAUUUAUUUAUUUUUAUUUUUCUUUAUUUAUUUUUUAUUUAUUUAUUUUUUUUAUUUUUUUCUUAGCGAUGUCAAAUCAAUUAUUAAAUAACAAAAUUAUAAAAAAUAAAACAGUUUGUACAGGUAUCAUUACUUUUCAAUGAGAAAGUGACUAUUUUUAUUUUCAUUGGUAUCGCGCACCUUUACGAUGGAGGAGUUUGAAAAUCCGGUAAGAAAUUUAAAAUAAUUUGUGACAAUUAAAUACCAACUUUAAAUGAAUAUUUUGUUUCAUCAAAAAAUAUAAUCACUCUCGAGCUUAUUUCAUUAUAAUUAAAUUGUAAA
Messenger RNA from Leptopilina heterotoma, 3004 nucleotides. RefSeq lists its product as uncharacterized. The transcript has 4 exons. The record is from RefSeq and is a predicted model, not a curated record. NCBI's taxonomy places the organism in Eukaryota, Metazoa, Arthropoda, Insecta, Hymenoptera, Figitidae. The coding region runs from base 293 to 658 and encodes 121 amino acids.